Messenger RNA from Paramecium sonneborni, 667 nucleotides. The record is from the annotation of a GenBank genome assembly. NCBI's taxonomy places the organism in Eukaryota, Ciliophora, Oligohymenophorea, Peniculida, Parameciidae.
AUGGGUAUUUGUAGAUCUAGCCCUAUGCCAGAAGUAAAGGAAAUAAAUGAAAUAAAUUUCAUAGAAAAGAAGAAUCAAAUUAUAGUUCAAAAUGUAGAAUAAGAAGAAAAUUAAGCUAGAGGAAAGAAAGCCAAAUAAGAUUUAGAAAAAGAAAAAGAAAAAGAAAAAGCGAAAAUAGAUGAAGAUAAACCUAAAGAUCAGAAAGAAUAUUAAGGGAAGUUUAUUGAGCCAUCUUUGCCUGCUUAUUUUAUAGAGAAAGUCAAUUAUAAACCAAAGGAGGAAUAUCGAUAUCUCCCUCCUUACUAAGAUGAAGAUGGAAGCAUUUACAAAGGAUAAUGGAGUAAAGGGGAAGCAAACGGAUAUGGUUAAAUGUUAAAACCUGACGGAACUUAUUUUAAAGGAUUGUGGUAAUCUGAUAUCUUUACAGAAGGAGGUAUUCUGUAUCCAAAUGGGGAGUUCUUUGUAAAUCUAAUUGAUUAUUUUUUAGAUUGGAACAGCUAAUUUUGGAAUAAGAUGCUUAAAAAACGGUGUCAUGUUUUAAGGUGAAGCAGACUAUGGAAUUCCUCAUGGUUAAGGUGUAGAAAUUCAUCCAAAUGGUAAGAAAAAUCAAGCAUUUUAUUAAUUUGGAGAAAAGAUAUAAUAAGAUUAAAAUCAAAAGAAUCAUUGA